AGGAAAUUAAGUGACAUGGGUACAGAAUAUACUUGGGAGCCAGCCUUUAGGUCAAGCCAAUGGUUCACGCGUGGCUGGACACUCCAAGAGCUUCUUGCGCCAAGCAUAGUCGAGUUCUACUCUCAAGAAUGGGAGAAGCUAGGUGACAAGGGAUCACUAAAGUUGUUAAUCCGCAAAAUUACUAGCAUCCCAUACGAAGUACUCAACGGAGCUCCUCUUUCUAGAUCCAGUAUUGGCGACCGGCUGCGUUGGAAAGGAGGCCGGGUGACUAAACACGAAGAAGACGGAGCCUACUCGUUGCAAGGUAUCUUAGAUGUCGAGCUAGCGCCACGGCCGUAAUACGCGGGCUAUUGUACAUGGUGGUGAGCCAGCAACCUUCGCUUGCAUCGCACGUCCGCAAGAAGCAAGACCAUGCAGGCAAAGCCCUGUUCGAGGAUGCGAAUGCCUGGGUUGCCUUAACAGAAAUCUAGGUGGACGUGCUGCGAGACCUGAGCCUGCGCAUGACAUACCUAAUCAUUGACGCGCUAGAUGAGUGUAUUACUGAUAGGCCGAAGCUGCUGCACUUUAUUGCGACGCAGUCAUCUACGUCCCACCGCGUCAAGUGGAUUGCUUCAAGCCGCAACUGGCCAGAACUUGAAAAGCGUCUAGAAGCAGCGGGCCACAAAAUAAGGCCAAGUCUUGACUUCAACGCAGAAUCAGUCUCGACAGCUGUCAAGAUAUUCAUCAAAAGGAAAGUAUCCCAGCUAGUAGAGCAAGAGAAAUAUGAUGAGAGGACCCGAGACGCCAUGUUAGAGUAUCUAACUGCCAAUGCAGACAAUACCUUCCUUUGGGUAUCACUAGCGUGUCAAAACCUCAAGGGCACGGCGAAGAGGAACGUGGUGAAGAAGCUAAAGUCAAUUCCGCCUGGACUAGACCCAUUGUAUCAGCGAAUGAUGCACCGGAUAAGCGAGUCAGACGACGCUGAGAUCUGUCGCUGCGUGCUGGCUUCGGCCGCAGUCUUGUAUCGACCUGUUGCAAUACCUGAACUUGUUGCGAUUGUGGAGCAGCUCAAGGACUUUGCCAAUGACCUAGAGUCGGUGCGGGAGAUUAUCGGCCUCUGUGGAUCGUUUCUCACUCUGCGAGAAGACACAGUCUACUUUGUGCAUCAGUCUGCAAAGGACUUUCUCUUUGCAAAGGCGUAUGGUGAGGCCUUUCCAGAUGGAACCGAAGCCGUUCAUCGAAUGAUCUUUUCGAGAUCGCGGGCAACCCUAUCCAGGACAUUGUGCAGGGAUAUAUACAGCCUAGAAGCGCCAGGAUAUCCUAUCGAGAACGUCAAACCACCUGAGCCAGAUCCAUUAGCAGUGUCACGCUACCCGUGUGUCUACUGGAUUGAUCAUUUGUACAAGUCGAAGCCUAAGUCGUCAGAAAACAGUGUGGAUAACUUGCAAGUCCCAGACGUUGUCGAUGAGUUUCUAAGGAAAAAGUAUCUCUACUGGCUAGAAGGGCUUAGCUUGUGCAAGAGCGUAGAGAAAAGCGUCGUUUCGAUGACAAAAUUGUGGUCUCUAGUACAAGAGAUGGGGAGCCAAGAUCAGCUAACCCAGCUUAUUCAAGACGCACGGCGGUUCUUUAUGUAUCACAAAGGAGCGAUUGAGAGUUACCCUCUCCAAACAUAUGCAUCUGCGCUGUUGUUCAGUCCAACAGGUAGUCUAAUUCGACAUCUGUUCCAGCACGAAGAGCCACAAGAAAUCACGAUUAGGCCAGCUAUGAGCGACGGCUGGAGUGCAUGCCUGCAGACGCUCGAGAGCCAUAGCAGCUCUGUUAGGUCAGUAGCCUUGUCGCACGACUCGACCUAGUUAGCGUCUGCGUCAGAGGACAGCACUGUCAAGAUCUGGGAUGCAAGCAGCGGCGCGUGCCUGCAGACGUUCAACAUCAGCAGGCCCCUUGAUAGUCUAUCCUUCGAUUCCACCAGCUCUUUUCUUCAUUCCGGGAUAGGUACUAUUGCUAUGCAUAGCUCAGGAACUUCCAGCGAGGUAGCUAUCGUGGACCCUGAGCGCCCUCUGUAUCUGGGCACAAGCAUUAGCCUCGACAGCAUAUGGAUCAAGCACGACGGCAGGAACAUGCUGUGGAUACCAUCAGAGUAUCGACCGUCAUGCUCUGCGGUGUGCGGAAGCACAGUCGGUAUGGGCGCUGGGUAUGGCAGAGUGUGGACCUGCAGUAUUGACCUACACACCCACAUGUGUUCGUAACAAAGUACAGAUAAGCGCUGAUUCUCCUCUCAUAUGCGUUGGUUUUCUAUGUUUCUGCUUCACAGAGGCAAACAGAAAUGCACAUAAGCACACAAUUUACAUUCU
Macroventuria anomochaeta is the source of this 2330-nucleotide messenger RNA. RefSeq lists its product as uncharacterized. NCBI's taxonomy places the organism in Eukaryota, Fungi, Ascomycota, Dothideomycetes, Pleosporales, Didymellaceae. The coding region runs from base 501 to 1832 and encodes 443 amino acids. The record is from RefSeq and is a predicted model, not a curated record. The transcript is spliced from 2 exons.